CUUUCUUUCUUAAUUGCUUGCGGAGUCCUAGGACGACCGAGGGUUUGAGAAAUGAAGAAAAUCGACCAACCAAUCAUCGAGGUCCCCUAAUGUUUAAAUAAAUGCAAAACACUGCGUUUUGUUUAAUAUAAAACGCACCGUUUUCCUGUAGUUGAUAUAUUCCUUUUGUCUUGGGUGUCAACUGAGAUUGAAAGGCAGAAGUCAACACGUCACUUGCACUUCUCAUCUGAAACUAAAGCAGAAGAACGAGUGGGUUGUGGCUGAAGAUCACACGGCAGUUAAUCGGCUAGCUUGAGGGUAACUUCAAAUAUGGAUCUUGGAAAAAGCCUACUACCACCAGCCACCGCCACUGUCUGCUGCCAUGUGGUGGCGGUACCGCUUCCUGGUCGAGGUCACAUCAACCCCAUGAUGAGUCUCUGCAAACUCAUAGCUUCAAAAACCCAAGACAUUCUCAUAACCUUUGUGGUUACUGAAGAAUGGCUUAAGAUUAUUGGCUCUGAUAGUAAGCCUGAAACGAUACGUUUUGCUUCAAUACCAAAUGUCAUACCCUCAGAGAAGGUUCGAGGAAUUGAAUUUUCAGAGUUUUAUGAAGCUGUUCAAACAAAAAUGGAGGCUCCAUUCGAACAGCUUCUUGAUCAACUUGAGCCACCAGUGGGCAACAUUAUAAGUGAUAGUGAGCUCUUUUGGGCUAUACGUAUUGGGAACAGAAGAAAUAUUCCUGUAGCCACUCUUUGCACAACAUCGGCAACAUUUUUAAGCAAGAUCCAAUACUUCAGCCAAAUUGAAGAUCGAGAUUUGCUGGUGGAUUUGUUGGAUGAAGAAGAUGAUACCUUAAACAUUCCUGAAGGAAUCUUUCCAAGUCAAAUACCGGAGUUCAAAAACAUCUACGUAACUGAGAAAAAAUGCACACAACUUUCACUAUUAGCUCAUUCAUGGGUACAAAAAUCUCAAUACCUCAUCUUCAGUUCCUUCUAUGAGCUUGAACCCCAUGUCUUCAACACUCUAAAACAAAAAUUCCCCUUCCCCCUCUACCCCAUUGGUCCUGUUGUCCCUCCCUUGAACUCCCCACCCAAUUCCUCACAAAUUUCCCAAUGGCUAGACUCUCAACCCUUAGGUUCUGUCCUCUAUGUCUCAUUGGGGAGUUUCAUCCCAAUUUCAAGUGCCCAAAUGGAUGAAAUUUUAGGAGGGUUGAAAAGUAGUGGAGUUAAGUUCUUGUGGGUUGCUAGAGAAGAGAGUUCAACGCUAAUUAAGAAGGGAGGAAUUAUGAAUGGAUUGAUAGUGGAAUGGUGUAAUAGCCAGUUGGCGGUGUUGUGUCAUACUUCCAUUGGUGGGUUUUUGACACAUUGUGGGUGGAACUCUACUCUUGAAGGGCUUUCUGUUGGGGUUUCCAUGCUUACAUUUCCUAUAACUUACGAUCAAGUGUCGAAUGAGGAGCUGAUUGUGGAGGCGUGGAGAGUUGGGUGGAGAGGGAGAGGAAAAGUUGUGGGAGCUGAUCAAAGUUUGGUGAGUAGAGAUAAGAUUUGUGAGAGAAUUAAGAGAUUUAUGGAUGAAGAGAGUGUUGAGGUGCAAAAUUUGAGGAAACGAGGGAGAGAAAUUGGGGAGCUUUGUCAUCAAGCUAGGGCAAAAGGUGGAAGUUCCGAUAAUAAUUUAGAUGUUUUUAUCAAUGAUAUAUUACUACGCAAAUUUGAGGUUUAAGAAAGUUUAGGGUUAGAGUAAUUAUGACUAGUUUUUCAUUAAGAAAUAAAAGGUUUUGUAGAGGAAAACUCAGAUUUUUCUGAUACUCAUUAAAAUUAAUGAGACAAAACUAAGUUUGCAAUA
Mangifera indica (mango) is the source of this 1818-nucleotide messenger RNA. RefSeq names its product UDP-glycosyltransferase 87A1-like. Bases 310 to 1695 code for a protein of 461 amino acids. The transcript has 3 exons. The record is from RefSeq and is a predicted model, not a curated record. Lineage: Eukaryota; Viridiplantae; Streptophyta; Magnoliopsida; Sapindales; Anacardiaceae. Gene Ontology annotation, molecular function: UDP-glycosyltransferase activity.